Molecule: messenger RNA, 4069 nt
Organism: Mytilinidion resinicola
Lineage: Eukaryota; Fungi; Ascomycota; Dothideomycetes; Mytilinidiales; Mytilinidiaceae
Product: citron like protein
Exons: 5
Coding region: 54-3863 (1269 amino acids)
Biological process (GO): intracellular signal transduction
Molecular function (GO): guanyl-nucleotide exchange factor activity
Source: RefSeq, a predicted model, not a curated record
CUUGAGCGGAUGCGGGUUGCCCUUCUGCCGCUGUACUGAGAGAAUCAGUCUGGAUGGCGGACUACGGCACCCAGCAGGGGAGAGAAUAUGCACGACCUCCAGGGAAUUAUGGUGGCCAGACGCCAGGUCCCGCCAGGGACAGAGUAUUCAAUGAUAUAUUCGGUCCUCCACCGCCAGGCCGGUCCCAGACCAUGACUUCCCAGCCGCCUAUGCGGCCUGUCGACCGGGCCCAGACCAUGUCCAGCGACAUGAUGGGAAGAGCGCCGCCCAUGAGACAGCCCAUGAACGGUAACCCUCCACGGCAACAACCGCCAAACGGCUACGACCAGCGGCCCCAGUAUGGGUAUGCCAAUCCCUCUGGUCAAUACAAUCAGCCGCCCCCAGAUCACGAAAGCCGAACCUCCAUGAAUGGCUAUGGGCCCCCACCACAGCGACACUCGGAUGGUGCCGGAAUUCCCGCACAACAGCGCCAGCCCCAGCCGCAAUAUCUCCCACAGCCUUUACGUCCAGAGCGUCAGCCCUAUGGACAGCCUCAGCGACUAGACUCGCGCAUGGCACCUCCGGGAGCGCCGCCAUUCAACAAGCCAGUUCCUAACCGAUACCCAAGUGGUGGCAUACCACCCCCUUCUGCCCCUGCUUUGAACUCUGAUCAGUAUCGAUCGCAAUCCAUGGCCGUGGGAUCUCGUCCUCAAUUUCACGCUCCCAGUGGGAGAGGCUACGAAAGCCCGGUGGCUCAGGCUUUUCGACAGCAACCGUAUAUGAACCAUCUUGCAAGGACAACCGCACAGGGGCGAGUUGUGCCUGAGCGCCCUGACGAACGGACGAUGUCCAUGUCCUCAUAUGCUAGAGACAGCGAGUACGCGCAAACGAUGAGCGGGCGUAUAAUACCGAACCGGCGUAGAGAAUCAGGAGGACAAGAUGGCUCCGCGGUAGAUAAAGUUCCAGCUGGUUCUCCGCCUCCAAUCAAUGUUGGGCCUGGAAGCAAGACUAGGAGUACGAGCCAAGGCAGUUUUCCCGGCCGAACCAUGUCCAUGGCCUCUACCAUUGUGCCUUCACCUUCUGAACGAAGUGACUCCAUGACCUUGAGGUCAAACCCCUCGAGUGCUUCUAGAACACCGACUACAGCAAUGCAGCAGCAAGCUAUGAUGGUCGCGCAGCGCCGAGCCCCCUUGGUGUAUCCUGCGCUAUUGUCUCGCGUCGCUGAAAUAUUCAGAGACCGCAUCGGCCUCUAUGAAAAGGAGAAGGACGGCCUGGUUUACAAGAGUGCUUUCACGGGAGCAGAAGCCGUAGACCUCAUAUCGUUCAUCAUCAAGACCACGGAUCGUAAUCUGGCGCUACUCUUAGGCAGGUCCUUGGACGCGCAAAAGUUCUUCCAUGAUGUCACAUAUGCCCACAGACUACGAGAUUCCAACAACGAGGUAUACCAGUUCCGGGAAACUCUGCUCGAAGAUACCACGGAGGUCAACGGCGUGUUUACUCUUCUCACCGAAUGUUAUUCGCCAACUUGCACAAGCCACCGACUUUGCUACUCCAUCGCCUGCCCUCGUCGACUGGAACAGCAGGCUAGACUAAACAUGAAACCACAGCUAGGUCUGAAACGGGAAGAAUCACGUACGAGCUUGCACGAUGACAAAGAUGAUGAGCAAAAGCUUUGGAUCAACACCGUAUCGAAAGAAGUCGCAGACAGCGUCAACGACAAAGAGAAGAAGCGCCAGGAGGUCAUUUCCGAGCUGAUGUACACCGAGCGGGACUUCGUCAAGGAUCUAGAGUACCUUCGUGACUUCUGGAUGAAGCCGCUUCGCCAAGCCGUUGGAUCGCCGAUUCCGGAACACCGACGAGAAAAGUUUGUCCGGACUGUAUUUUCCAACUGUCAAGAAGUCUACAUGGUCAAUUCGAGGCUCGCGGAAUCUCUAACGCGACGCCAACAGCAGAACCCUGUAGUCCGCAAUGUCGGAGAUAUUUUCCUGGAAUACGUGCCUCACUUUAGUCCUUUCAUCAAGUACGGCGCGAACCAACUCUUCGGGAAAUACGAGUUUGAGCAUGAGAAGCGAACGAACGUAAAUUUCUCUAAAUUCGUAGAUCAGGUUGAGAGGAUGAGGGAGUCGAGAAAGCUAGAACUCAACGGAUACCUCACUAAGCCAACCACGCGAUUAGCACGAUACCCUCUGCUGCUAGAGGCCAUAUUGAAGUGCACAGCAGAAGACAAUCCGGACAAGCAGGAUAUCCCAAAAGCCGUUGCCAUGAUCAAGGGCAUCCUUUCAAAGGUGAACGAGGAAUCCGGCAAAGCAGAGAACCACUUCAACCUUAUGCAACUCAACAGAGACCUCAAGUUCCGCCCAGGGGAGUAUGUGGACCUCAAGCUGACCGAGGAGAACCGCCAGCUUGUCUUCAAAGGCACCUUGAAGAAGAACCCAACGGACAACACUGGAGACAUCACCUGCUAUCUUUUCGAUCACGCAGUCCUCCUUGUCAGGGUGAAGUUGGUCAACAAGCGCGAAGAGCACAAGGUAUAUAAGAAGCCUAUUCCGCUCGAGCUGCUUGUCAUUACACAGAUGGAGGAGUUUAUGCCCAAAAUGGGCAUAACGAAGAGACCGUCGUCAAACUUAUUACCGGGCACAAAGUCAAUGACUUCGAACACCCCCAAGGGAGAUGCGGCAAAGGCACAGGGAUAUCCAAUCACCUUUAAGCAUCUGGGAAAGGGCGGAUAUGAAUUGACUCUAUUCUGCAGUACCCAGAUCUCACAGCAAAAGUGGAUGGAGCAUAUCGAGGCUCAACAGAAGAACCUCAAAGACCGAAGCAACAUCUUCACCAAGACCAUUUUGAACGAGGGUUUCUUCACUCCAGCGAUGCGGGUCACCUGUUGCGUUCCGAUUGAUGGUGGUCGUAAACUUGUCCUAGGAACUGAUUCUGGUGUCUACGUUUGUGAUCGCAAGCCAAAGGACUCCUCUUUCAAGCCAAAGCGGGUCUUGGACUGCAAAUCAGUUACUCAAGUUGACGUUCUCGAGCAGCAUUCAGUUUUGCUCGUACUAACAGAGAAGACCCUGUACUCCUACCCCAUGGAGGCACUAGAUCCAGAGGAGAGCCAAGCCUCUGUGGUCAAGCGGGGGAGAAAAAUUUGUCAUUGCAACUUCUUCAAAGCCGGAGUAUGCUUGGGCCAGCAGCUUGUUGCUUGCGUCAAAACCACCUCGCUGUCAACCACCAUCAAAGUAUUCGAGCCCAUGGAUAAUAUGGGCAAGAAGUCCAAGAAGUCUGGUUUGGCGAAGAUGCUGGCUGGCGGCCAAGAUGUCCUGAAGCCAUACAAGGAGUUCUACAUUCCUACAGAGUCUAGUUCGAUUCAUUUCCUACGCUCCAAGUUAUGCGUCGGCUGUGCUCGUGGCUUCGAAGUUGUUAGUCUCGAGACCCUGGAAACGCAGUCUCUGCUUGAUCAAGCCGACACGUCGCUUGACUUCGUCGCGCGCAAAGAGAAUAUUAAACCCAUUCACAUUGAGAGGCUUGCGAGCGAGUUCCUGCUCUGCUACACAGACUUCUCUCUGUUCGUCAAUAGAAAUGGAUGGCGAGCGAGGCCUGACUGGAAGAUUGUAUGGGAAGGUAAUCCGCAGGCCUUCGCAAUCUUCAAUCCAUAUAUCUUGGCCUUUGAGCCAAGCUUUAUUGAGAUUCGGCACAUGGAAAGUGGCGUACUGGUGCAUAUUCUGACGGCCAAGAAUAUCCGGAUGCUGCACUCUUCCACGAGAGAGAUACUAUACGCGUAUGAGGACGAAAUUGGAAACGACGUUAUCGCGAGUUUGGAUUUCUGGCAGAGCCCUCAUCAGAAUCCGCCAGUCCAUAAACAACAGGGGUCGAUCGAAAACACACGAAUAGGCUAAGGCCACUAGCGUUUCUACGUUCUGACAUCCUAGUGCCGAGGUAUCCCUACCGUGGCUUGCUUCCAACUAGCUCAGGUGCCGCUAUUCAUUUCCGUCUUCUCGCUUCGUAUCAAUCGGUGUUUUUCGACGGAAUUUCGACAGAGCAUGUGCACGCUUCUAGUCUUGCCUUCUUGCCUUUCUAUCUACUUAAUCUUCUCAUUCUUCGC